Messenger RNA from Saccostrea echinata, 3321 nucleotides. RefSeq names its product ventricular zone-expressed PH domain-containing protein homolog 1-like. Gene Ontology annotation, cellular component: plasma membrane. Lineage: Eukaryota; Metazoa; Mollusca; Bivalvia; Ostreida; Ostreidae. The record is from RefSeq and is a predicted model, not a curated record. Gene Ontology annotation, molecular function: phosphatidylinositol-5-phosphate binding. Gene Ontology annotation, biological process: regulation of signal transduction. The coding region runs from base 34 to 2379 and encodes 781 amino acids. The transcript is spliced from 15 exons.
AAAUCAAACUAUCGAGAUAGAUCUUAUGUUAAAAUGCACGAGUUGUUGGCCAAAGUUCUAAAUGAGAAGGAUCUAUCAAAGGCUGGAGACCUGUUCUCACUGGAGGAUCAUGAAAUUGAUGGUGACAUUAGCACUGCUCUGAAUAAAAUAGGGGACAUAAUCGAUACUGAGGACUAUGUAUCUAACGAUAACGACCAGAGUGUGGUGGAAAUCUGUAUCACGCGUGUCACGACAGCCAUCAGGGAGAUGGACACAAUUGAAGAAUACUCGUCAGGACUAGUGCAUCUCCUACAACUGUGUCAGCAACACAAUCUCAACCCUGUCAGCCAAGACAAAGAUCCUCCCCACGCCAAGGUGGCCUCAGAUAUCAUGAGCUGUCUGUUUAUGCACUAUGGCAAGUGUAAGGUAAUGACAAUGGCAAUUCCAGUGGUGGUCAAUUUCCUCAGCAGUGAUAAUAAAGAGCUGAGUCGUAACGUGUCCAGUUAUCUGUCCCUGGCAGCACUAGACAAUGCUGAUCUUUUGGCCAGACACAUGGAAAUCAUCCUUAACAGCAUGUUUAGAGGAAACUACAUUCUUAGCACAGUUCUUCCUCAGAUCUAUACACAGAAUAGUGACCCAAUCAUUGAUUGUACAGAAAGACUGAUAGACAUACUAGAUCAGUGUGAUGUAUCAGAGAGAAGUAGUCUUUGUCAGGUGUUCUCCAUGGUGGCCAAAAAUAAACCACAGACAUUAGAACCACACAUUCCUAAGCUGUCUGAGUACCUGUCCACAUCCGUCUUAGCACCUCUUAUUUUGGUGAUGUUUGUUGACAUGGCAAUAGCUAAUCCAAACCCCUUUGUCAGUUAUGUAUCGGUGCUAAAAUCCUCGGCAGAGAAGCAGCCUAUUCACCUGAUCCAUGUCGUCCAGAUAUUGGGGGCUGUUGGAACAAUUAACGAGGAACAGGCCCAGCUGAGCAUGAAUUACUUUGUGUCCAAUCUAAAUCAGACUGACCAGGCAGUAUUGACGGUCAUUCUACAGGAAAUUAAGGCCCUGAGUAUUAAUCACCCAGACCUCCUGGCUGACAACAUGGACAAAAUCAGUAAACUGUCCCAGAAUGGCUCCAGUGCUGUACGCAUUCUUGUACAACAGUUGAAGGAUGAUAAUAAAAAGAGGUCAAGUGCUCUAGAGAAGGACAAAGAGAUGAAGUCAGUAUCCAGUCAAACAGAGGGAGCAGUGACAGUUAUUACAGUAGGGAACCCCCCAAACUCAGCCAAUCCUAAUGGUAUCACAGUCCGGCGCAUGAAUAUACCCUCCAGUAAUAUGUCUAGUGAACAGAGUCUCGGCAAAUCAUCCAGGACCAGUGUGUCUACAGGUCGCUAUGACAGACCAGUCAGUCCGGCCUCUGUCUACACUGACAGAAUGUCCAUGAUGAGCUCUGUCAGUAGUCAGCAUGGACCCUCAGUUGAGUCUAUGCGUGAUGGUGUACAGCAUUUCUGUGACAAACAUUUCAGUACAAUUCGCAACUUCAUCAUGAACAUAUCAGCUCGCAUUCCACUUCCAGAAGUCUGCAGUGUCAUUAAUGGUCGUCAUAAGCGGUUCCUGAGACUCAGCUUUCUCUGUGGUGGUAAGGGAGAUCAGUGUAUAUAUAACAAAUCCUACUUCACACUGGAUACAAAGUUACCAAAAACCUGGAUCCAUCUCAUGUUUCUCUCUACGCAGGCCAAAGCAGCAUCAGCAUUAAGUCAGCAUGACUACAGCAUAAGUCGCCUUAAGACUUGCUGGGACUCCCUACAAACAGACAGAUCAACAUGGAGUUUCCUAACUCUUGUCACCUCUUCAUUCCCAUCUGCAAAGGAUCAAGAUAUUCUGAUCCAUGAGCUGCACUGUUCUCGGUUUUUUGACGUGUUUGAGUUUAAUGCUGCCAAGAAGUACUGGGCUUGUUUCAUGUGUAAUCACCCAGAGAAGAUGUGGGAUUUAAUGAAAAAUGGUUCUCCAGUUAUAGCAGGUCAGUUGAGAGAGAAGAAGGGAAAAUGGAAGUUCCUGAAGAGAUGGAAGACCAGGUACUUCACUCUGUCAGGGACACAGAUUACAUACAGCAAGAGUGACCAGCGACAUGAGACCCUUCCUGUAAGUAAGAUCCAGAGUGUUAAGGCAGUAAGGAAAGGCUACCGUGAUAUUCCCAAGGCAUUCGAAAUAUUUACAGCAGACCAGUCGUACACCUUCAAGGCCAAAGGUCACCAGAAUAUUGAACAGUGGGUGCAGUGUUUACACAUUGCUGUGGCUCAAGCACACAAAGGGGAUGGCUCUAAGACAGGGACAGGGAAGGCUGAUCAGGGUCCCCCUAGACAGGACAAUGUUGUUAUUGAGAGGCCUAGGUCUGUCAUGGAUACCAAGCUAUGAUGUAGCAAAUUUCAACCAGUGCAUUAAGUUUUCUGUUGAAACCCUUAUCAAAGAAUUCAUAUGCAUUCAAGAGGUGCUUAAUAGUACCUCACUUAAAAUUCAUCUGAUUAAUUUUGCCAAAGACUGUACAGUUUACAAAGUAAGUGAUACAUAGCAACUGAAUAUAAGGUUGUAUAUAUCAUUAUUUUUAUUGCUUUGUACUUUUGUCAUUAGCCCUACAAGGAAAUUGAGAAAGCUUUUGUAUUCAUAUUUACAUGCAUGGAAGGAUUCAACAAAGAGCAAUGGUGUUAGUGAAACCACAGCUUUUUUUCUCAGUUUAUUUUCUUCAGUCAAAUGUACAAAUCUUGAGUAAUUUUAUAAUUCACCUUCAGAAUUACUGUGAUAUUUAUUAUCUACAAAAGAAAAAUAUACAUACACUAUACAUGUACUGGACUUAUUUACAAAAAGAUGUUAGAUGUGUUGUGUACCUGACACGGUUUUAUAUGACUAACUGUAAUGAGUACUUCCCUACUGACAGAUAAGUAUUACUGUGUCUGGGGCAUUGUCCUAAUUAGGUUUUACAUUCCAAAGCUUCACCCUUAGGUCACCAAGAGACCCGGUCAUUGCACUCUUGACUACACACCCAGCAGUUACUGUAAUUACGGGUGUUGAUUUCUUUGUUGUUGAUCAGUGAAUCUCAGUUGUACAUAUCAUUUUUUUUUGUUGAUGCACUUCCACCUCUACCUGUAUGUUAACCCCUGUAUUUAUUUGUAUGACAUGACAACAAAUGAUGAAACCUAGCUACUGCAAAAACAAUUCCUGUUAAGUAUAUUAUUGUUAUUAUUUCCCCAAGAAACUUACAAAUUUUGGCUUACUUGUUUCUUCAUUGUCUAUGAUUUGAGGUUGGAUUUAGCCACUGUGGUAUAUGAGACUGAGAUUUCAUAGGGCUCCAAGUAAUGUCUG